GAGGAGCUUGGACACGGUCACUCAUCUCGUUUGCCGCUGUCCUCAAACUCGGCGUCCAGCGCGCCUCAGACCAAACCAAGGCGCGACGGGGGUCAGCCCGAUAGCACCACUGCUCACAAAUUUUUGUGGCGGUAACAGCGACCUCCGUACUGAGAACCAAGUAAAGUUCAUUGUGUGAAACUGCUUUGAACCGCUGCGCUAACGACGGUAAAAGACGUCCUGAGGCCCACCAGACGUUCUCAAAUCACCGACGCACCCCGCCGCACAAAAAAAAUGUGGACCUGGCGCGCCCUCCUCUUGAGCGGCGCCGUCGGCGUCUCCGUGGCCAACAUUAUAACAGUGAUCGUCGCCUACGACGCCGUGGCUUUCCCGCACCAGAUGAUCUCGGACUACGUCGCGACGGCACCGGGCGCCGCCGUGGCGAACUGGGCCUGGCCCUUGUUUAUUCUGAGCCACGCGCUCUUCGAAGCUCGGCUCUUCCACCGCAUCAAGCAACACAAAGCAAAGGCACCACAAGCCUACAAGUACUGGGUCUACUCCUUAUAUGGUUUAGUAUUCGGCUGGCUCUCCAUGGUUCUUUGUCUGGUCUUCGACAUCCGGUCCUGCCCGCGCGAGCACUCGGUGCUCGGCGGUCUGUACGGGGGCGCCUGGUUGCUAGGCCAGAGCAUCCGCUGCGCCGUCGACGAUGAGCGCGAGAAGCUGGGCCUUGCUAAAGCGCCGCGCCUGGCCCGGACGCGACUCGCGCUGUGCGUGCUCGAGGCGGCGACGGCGCCCUUCCUCGUGGCCGGCAUGCAGCUUCCGUUAAAGUGGUGCCCUCACUGGCUCUCGGCCUUCUGCGUCGUCUGCGAGCACGUGCUCUGGGUCCACGCGCGGACGCUGGUCUGCCUGGCGUCGUACUACCCGGACGCGGCUUCAUUGGAUGGCGUCAUCGAGGCGCCUCGUCCGCGCUCGGCGCCGUCGUCGCCGGCGCGCCUGUCGCGCGUCAUCGAGGCGGUCCGCGAGCACAACUCCAAGGUUCCCGAUCUCGACAAACCGCGCAAGCGCAUCGGCUUCCGCGCGCACGUCGUGGCCGGGCCGCUCUGAUUUGUGUCUAUCACGUCCCCCUAGCUAUGUAACAAGAAGAUGUCUAUAGUAUCACACUUACAACGCCGUCGCAAGCUCGAU
Pelagomonas calceolata is the source of this 1164-nucleotide messenger RNA. NCBI's taxonomy places the organism in Eukaryota, Pelagophyceae, Pelagomonadales, Pelagomonadaceae. The record is from the annotation of a GenBank genome assembly.